Pyrgilauda ruficollis (rufous-necked snowfinch) is the source of this 5072-nucleotide messenger RNA. It is a transcript of the gene COL8A1, whose product is annotated as collagen type VIII alpha 1 chain. NCBI's taxonomy places the organism in Eukaryota, Metazoa, Chordata, Aves, Passeriformes, Passeridae. Gene Ontology annotation, molecular function: protein binding. The record is from RefSeq and is a predicted model, not a curated record. Bases 334 to 2553 code for a protein of 739 amino acids. The transcript is spliced from 5 exons.
AUGCUACCAGCAGCAGAUCAGAGCAGUUUCUCAGUCCUCCACUGUUUUGAGCCAGUGAUCUUCUCUCCUUGGAUCUUGUGUACUCAAGAAAAGAAAAUGCAGAUUGUCAGAAUCCUUCAGAUUUGAUACUCAGCACUGUUAUGAUCUCUUCAUUACUGGAUGUGGAGUCUGAAUAUCAGAAUUGAUAUAGUGAAGGUCUUCUCUAUUAAACUGAGGACCAACCUAAAAUCAACAAAGUAACACUGGGCCUAACACAAUCAGGAAAUCUGUGUCUCUUAGUGGGAAAAGCAACCAACCUGUCCAUCUUCUGCCCUGUCCCAAAACCUCAAUGUGAUGGUCAUGCUGCUCUUCCCCAUGCAGCUGCUGGCAGUGGCUGUCACUGUUUACCUAGAGCUGGUGAGGUCUGCUCAAGGUGGUGCCUACUAUGGGCUCAAGCAGCUGCCACCUCAGGUGCCCCAGUACCAACCCCUCGGACAACAAGUACCUCACAUGCCGCUGGGCAAAGAAGGCAUCCCGAUGCAGCACCUGGGCAAGGAGGUGCCCCGCAUGCCCUACGGGAAGGAGUACCCCCAUCUGCCCCAGUACAGGAAGGAGGUCCCGCAGAUGCCCAUGCUCGGCAAGGAUAUGGCUCCCAAGAAAGAGAAAGAAAUUCCCAUGCGCAGUCUGAGGGGUGAGCAAGGUCCCCCGGGUGAGCCUGGACCAAGAGGGCCACCAGGGCCACCAGGAUUACCAGGUCAUGGUGUACCAGGAGCCAAAGGAAAACCAGGCCCGCAAGGAUACCCAGGAAUUGGAAAGCCGGGUUUGCCAGGGAUGCCAGGAAAACCAGGGGUCAUGGGGCCCCCAGGGCCAAGAGGGGAGAUGGGGCCAAAGGGGGAGAUUGGGCCCAUGGGGAUACCUGGACCGCAAGGACCACCAGGGCCUCAUGGGCUUCCUGGGAUAGGGAAAGCGGGUGCUCCGGGACUGCAGGGGCAACCAGGGCCAAAGGGUGAGCCUGGGAUGAAGGGGCCACCAGGAAUCCCUGGGAUCCCAGGGCCAAAAGGGGAGAAGGGGGUCGGGAUCCCAGGUUUGCCAGGUCUGAAGGGUCCACCUGGGCUGCCUGGUCCGCCCGGCCCCGUGGGAUUGCCAGGGGUUGGCAAACCCGGCAUGGUUGGCUUCCCUGGCCCACAGGGACCCCUGGGCAAACCCGGACCCCCAGGAGAGUUGGGUCUGCAGGGGCCUCCAGGGGCCCCUGGGAUCCAAGGCCCUCCCGGCCCGCCUGGUAUUGGCAAACCAGGCCAGGACGGCAUGCCCGGCCAGCCCGGCUUCCCGGGCGGCAAAGGGGAGCAGGGAUUGCCAGGCCUGCCCGGGCCCCCCGGCCUCCCUGGGGUUGGGAAGCCGGGCUUCCCCGGGCCCAAAGGGGAGCGAGGUGUGGGUGGUCUGCCUGGGCCCCUGGGGCCGAAGGGGGAGAAGGGGCACGCGGGGCCACCUGGCAUGGGAGGGCCACCAGGGGAGCCCGGCCAGCCAGGACUGCCGGGCAUCAUGGGCCCCCCGGGGGCCGCCGGUUUCCCGGGACCUAAAGGGGAGGAAGGUGCCGUAGGGGCACCAGGACCAGUCGGCCCCAAGGGGGAACCCGGCCUGCAGGGUUUUCCAGGAAAGCCAGGCUUUCCUGGGGAAGUGGGUGGCCCUGGGCUGCGGGGGCUGCCGGGUCCCACAGGACCCAAGGGGGAAGCCGGACACAAAGGCUUGCCGGGGCUGCCGGGAGUCCCGGGUCUUGUGGGGCCAAAGGGUGAGCCCGGGCUCCCCGGUGCCCAGGGGCUUCAAGGCCCCUCGGGCAUCCCGGGCAUCGCGGGACCCAGUGGUCCCAUCGGCCCCCCCGGGCUGCCAGGGGCGAAGGGGGAGCCAGGCAUGCCCGGCCCCCCCGGCUUCCCUGGGGUAGGCAAACCUGGUGCUGCGGGGCUGCAGGGACCCCCGGGAAAGCCGGGCGCGCUCGGUCCCCCUGGCCAGCCUGGGCUCCAGGGGCCACCCGGCCCCCCCGGGCCGCCAGGUCCCCCGGUCAUCAUCCCACCCACUCCACCAGCCGUGGGACAGUACCUGCCUGAGGUGGGGCCAGGGAUAGAAGGCUUGAAGCCCCCCUACGGCUACAAGGGCAAGAAAGGCAAGGCUGGCGGCAUUGUCUACGAGAUGCCCGCAUUCACGGCAGAGCUCCUCACGCCCUUCCCCCGCGUCGGGGUACCCGUGAAGUUCGACAAGCUCCUGUACAACGGCCGGCAGAACUACAACCCGCAGACGGGGAUCUUCACCUGCGAGAUCCCCGGCGUCUACUACUUCGCCUACCACCUGCACUGUAAAGGCGCCAACGUGUGGGUGGCGCUGUACAAGAACAACGAGCCGCUCAUGUACACCUACGACGAGUACAAGAAGGGCUUCCUGGACCAGGCUUCGGGUAGCGCCGUGGUGCAGCUGAUGCACGGAGACAAGGUUUACGUUCAGAUGCCAUCCGAGCAGGCGGCAGGACUCUAUGCCGGGCAGUACGUUCAUUCGUCUUUUUCAGGGUAUUUAUUGUAUCCCAUGUAAAACAAAACAGACACCCACACACACAACACACACACAAAAUAAAAAACUUUCUCCUGUGCUUCUAACUUUUAUACAACAAAAGAUGCAUUUUAUGACCAUUUUGGACCAUCUUGUACAAAAACAAAAAUAAUAAAUACAAAGUUUAACAUUAUGCACAGCUAGUUAUAAAAAAAAAAAAGGUGUGGUGAACAUAUCUAAAGAUGUGUAUCAGGUUCAUAAACAGUUGUUUUGCACCCAAGGGGGACAUAUUAGCUGUACACAUUAUAUAUUUCCGCAAUGCCAUGCUUACUUAAUUUCAUUCACAGUAAUUCAGUACUCAAAUUCAAAUCAGUGUAUGUCACUCACUCCUGUUGCAUUGAUCAUAGUUAUGAGAUGAAAAACAGUGACUUAAAGCAGAGUAGGUCAGUCUCUAAUUAUAUUUUUAAAAAAUCGAGUGGCUUAUUUUUCUGGGUGGGGGUUUUCUUGGAUUUUUUAUAGCAGGUCUACCUGACAAGUAAAGGUUUCCUUAGCUGGAGACUCGUAUUUCCCUUCCCCUGUAAUAAAAUAAUCCUGCACGUGUGGGUUUUUUUCCUAAACAAUUUAUUUAUGAUGAAAGAGGAAUCCUGAUGGCAUGACCAUUCCCCCUGAGCCUUCUCCAGCAGGACCUAAAAUGUCACUAGUGACUCCGGCAGGCACUGGUUUCACCUCCAAAUGCCACAGCACUUGAAAAGUCUCCGUUCUCUAUUCACACAGCCAAGUAGAUGAGGUCAAUCUCCCCCAUUUACUUGAGCCACGUCAUUGAGACAUUUUGGCCAACACACGGUAAUACUUCAGGGUGGCAUAAAUUUGCUUGGAUUUCUGUGCUUGUACCAAGAACUCACUUGGCUUGUCAGAAGAGACACCUAUUCUGCCACUCAGCAAAAGCUGACUCAGUUUGCUCUUCAAUGACUAGGCAAAGCAGAAGCAGCUCUGUUUGCUUAACUGAUUUGUUGCUUGAGAACAACCAAUAACUUUACCGGCAAUACUGAUCACGCAAAUUUAUCCGAGAACUUGGUUCUGUCUAAAAACUGAUUUCCAAUCCUUAUUUGUAUGUUACCAGUUGUCAAGGAGAACCUGCAGGCCGCAAUACUUUUUCUGUACUUGAGGACAUCGACUUCUGUGCACGAAGUCUCUGUCUGCUCAUCAGUGGUGCUAAUCUCACCUCAGCAAGUGUUCUUUCCAAAGGGCAGUGGACCUUGCUCUGGUUCCCUGUACAGUGCUGCACAUCACACAUGGCUGCGCUAGUUCAAGUGGUUAAGUGCUCAUCACUUCCUCAGUGUCUUUAACUACCGCUACUGCUUUCGAUUCAAAAAUAAACUAGAUUUUUUCAUGCAGAACUAAGAUUGGAUUUAACUGGCAUUAUCAUUAUUUAAAUGCAGAGUUUAAUGCAGUCUAACGUUGACUAAGGAUUCCAGUGAUAUAAUGUGGUGCUUUAUCUCAGAAAUUUUAUGGAACAGUGGCAGGAAUGGAUGGACAGUUUACCAGACACUGGUGACUUCAGUAUGUUCCCAGAAUAUAUGAGAUAUGUCAAAAGCAAAUAAUUUUUGUAUUUAAAAUUUUUGUACUGAUUUGAAAGAAAUAUCUUAUUAAAUAUCUUUAAAAAUAAGACCAAAAACCAAUUCUGUCUUCAUUCAGAACUAACAGAAGGAACAUUCAUCCUGCUGAACUCAUUUAUCAGACCACAAGGGCUCUCUGAAACCACUGACAGCCUGAUAUAGGGGGGGAAAAUUAAGAGAUACACCCUUUUCUCUAGUUCCCAUCUCCUGGCAAAACAUGCUCUAAGAGAGGGAACACGUCCCAUUUGGUGGGAGGGCACAGCAGGGUCUGGGGGGUGCACAAAGAGGGAAGGGCUCCCUCAGGCAGCCCCUGGGGACAGAUACUGCUCAGCAUGAGCCAACACGGGAGUGCAGCUGAAGAAGGCAGAGGGGCAGCCAAGGAAUCAGCCACAGAGGCUGCUGCUAAGGGCUUGUGUUGCCUGAAAAGGCAGUACUGGCUGCCCAGGAUGAGAGGUUCUGGCUCUCCUGAUGUGGCUUCCCCACCUCACCUCAAAGACAAGCAUUUUGUCCAAGCUGGUGAACUCCUGAACUGUCCUUACUGAAAGCAAUGCACUGAAUACCUACUGUGCUAGAGAACUGUUAUCCAAAUCUCCCUUGGACUCCCUGAAGCCCUCAGCAUCUCAUUUUUACUGCACAAAGGAAAAACAGCUAGCUAAGUACUGCACUCUCAGCAUCUCUCUAUCUAAAGCCAUUUUCACUUUCUGAAAAUUUUUAUUGCACACUAUUGUCUUUGUUCUGCAUCUCUUAUUUUAGCAUUCCCCCGCCAGCCCACAGUAAGACAAACAAGAUUCAAAAUACAGUGAAAAAUUCGAAUCACAAGGAUGCUGUUCUUUAUCUUACCCACAAAAAACAUGUCUCAGCUAUGGCUGUACUCAGCCUGGAGUUAGAUCUCUAGCCACAGUACAACUCUGCCCACCUAGGUUCAAAAACUUUCAGCUGUUUGCU